Molecule: messenger RNA, 1770 nt
Organism: Parasteatoda tepidariorum (common house spider)
Lineage: Eukaryota; Metazoa; Arthropoda; Arachnida; Araneae; Theridiidae
Source: RefSeq, a predicted model, not a curated record
AUGGCACAGGGUCUUUUUAAUUUACGAGAUUGGCAGACCAAUGCAUCUGAUUUGAAUAAUAAUUCUGAUAAGAAAGAUGUGUCCGUGUUAGGUCUCAAUUGGAAUACGGAAAGUGAUACGUUAUCUUGUAAAAUUGAACCUGUUGAUUAUUCUGAACAAUUAAUUACGAAAAGAUUUGUAUUAGCAAUGGCUCAUAGGGUAUUUGAUAUUAUUGGAUAUACAGCUCCUGUUAUGUUGUUACCUAAGAUAAUUUUGCAGGAGACUUGGAAUUUAAAAUUAAGUUGGAAUGAUGAAAUUCCAGAUAAUUUGGCAAAGAGAUUUAAACUCUGGCUCUCUCAGUUACAUUUAUUAGAGGACAUUAAGAUUCCUAGAUGGCUAGAAUAUGAACCAUCUAAUGUUGUUUUAAGUGUAGAUGAACUUUGUAAAGCUGAAAUUUCUCUGAUGUUAUUAAUUCAAAAGGAUGGUUUUAAAGAUGUAAAUGAUAAUAAACUUAAGCAAUUAAGACCAUUUGUUGACCAAAAUGGUGUUAUAAGAGCUAAAACCAACCUUGAUUAUCGUGAUGAUACAUCAGAUUUCAUCCAUCCUAUUAUUUUACCUAAUAAUCAUCCUGUAGUAAAAUUGUUAAUUUUAAGUUAUCAUGUUGAUUAUUUACAUGCUGGUAUUUCUCUUUUGAUGUCUCACUUAAGAGAAAAAUAUUGGAUUUUGAAAAGUCGAAAGACUAUUCGUAAUUGUAUUAAGCAUUGUGUGAAAUGUCAAAGAUUUAAAGUUAAAAGAUGUGAAGUUAUGCCAGGAAUUUUACCUAGUGAUCGAGUAAAUGAUGCCGCAGUAUUUGAGAUAAUAGGGGUUGACCUAGCAGGUCCACUGUACCUUAAAGAUAAAAGAAAAGCAUACAUAGUUCUUUAUACGUGUGCAGUGUAUCGUGCAGUACACUUAGAAUUAGUAACCCUUUUGACGACCGAAGCAUAUUUUCAGUCCUUAAGACGAUUUAUUGCGCGACGAGGCAGACCCUCAGUUAUAUAUUCCGAUAAUGGAACAAAUUUCGUCGGCGCAGAAAAAGCUCUUCGUUUAAUAGAUUGGGAUAAAUUGAGCUCAAAGGUUGCAGAACAAAAAAUACGCUUUAAGUUCAAUCCUCCUUCAGCAAGUUGGUGGGGGGGUUGGUGGGAGCGCUUAAUCCAGAUGGUGAAACAAAUCUUACGUAAAAUAUUAGGACGCGCUACGCUCAACUAUGAGGAGUUACUCACUCUCCUUUGUGAUUGUGAAAGAAUAAUAAAUACGAGGCCCCUCACUUACGUAUCCGAAGACGUGGCCGAUAUUUCACCAUUAACUCCCGAAAUGUUCUUGCACGAGAUACCUUCCUCAGGUGUAGUAGAUAUUGAUCAGGUAGAUAAGAAAAAUUUAAGUAAACGAGCUAAAUAUCUCCAAAAAAUAAGAGAAUUACUUAGAGCUAGAUUUAGGACUGAAUAUUUAGGGCAAUUACGCCAACAAUCGUUAAGAGAUUAUAAGGAUAAACCGUUAAAAGUCGGGGAAAUAGUUUUAGUCGAAGAUAUUAAUAAGAAGCGGACAUUUUGGAAUUUAGCUAAGGUAUUAAAGGUAAUUCCUGGCAGAGAUGGUCACACAAGAGUAGCCCUUGUAAAGACAGAAAAUUCAGAAAUUUUAAGGCCAGUUCAAAGACUGUUUAGAUUAGAGCUGGAAAAUGAGUAUGUUGAUGUAACAGGAAAAUCAUUGAAAAUAAGUAGCAGUGGAAGAAUUGUUAAACCUACUGUUCAGUAA